CGGAGGCACUCUGUCUACCUCAUCACAAGUCUCCCUACUAUUCUCGUCUUGAUAUCUCCUCCUUUAGGUUCCGGCUCGCCUGCUGCCUGUCCUCGUCGACGGACUUCUGAAACCUUGAUUACCUAUCAUCUCCAGGCAGCGGCAUUCUGCUGCCUUGAACGUCCAUCAUGGCCGAGCCUCCCGCCAAACGUCUUGACCACAAGAUGGAACCAGACAUAAUGGGAUCCAAAGGGGUUGAAGCGAUCGCGAACCAUGGUCGCAACCCCCCUUGCCUUGAUAUCGAAGCAGUCAAAGUGGAAUUGGUCUGCAACAUAUGUCUCGACGUUCCUAGCCAUGUAGCUACUGUCUUGCCCUGUCUCCACUCUUUCUGUUGGUGUUGCAUCGAGGAGUGGUUCAAAAAGCAUCGAAAGUGUCCCAGAUGCGCUCAGAGUGCCUCAUCCGCCAAGCCCAAUGCUGCUCUCAACAAUCUUGUUCAGGCCCUGGUUGAGGCUGAUCCUACUCUGGCCAAGCCGGAAGAGCUUAUUGCUCAGGAGGCUGAGAAGCUGUCCAAAUACAAGGCGCAGAAAUUAGGAACUGCAGUGCUGUACCCAUACACCGGAUAUGGGACCGAGGAUGACGAUAACGACUCUGACAUAGAGCCUGAUGACUUCCGUCACUAUUGGCCAUGUCCCUGCUGCUCACCCGGCAAUCGCAGCGGCUACGUCUGUGCAAAUCCUAUCCCGGUCCCUGCUGGCGCUGUAGGACUUGCAGGAGGGCCUUUGCGAGGAGGCGAGUGGCCUUCCAUAGACGAGGCUGAAGAUUUCCUGCCCUUCGACAAAGUCCUUGCGCACGCAGCAUGUGAGGCCUGCGGCAGUUGGGUACCUUCCAAUGGAGUGCCGGAGGCCCAAUGUGCCGGCUGCGAGGCCUUCAAUUGCUCCCCUUACGACUCUGAGGGCCUCUGCCCAGCCGAAGACGUCCAUACCAAAGUGGACAGCCAUUUUACAGUCUCAGACCCUGUUCUCGCGGCUGCACUCCGUACCGGUGGAUUCACCCCUACCGAAAGCGGUAGGAUCCAAAAGUAUAUGCAGGACAACAAUAUCUCUGUGCAAGACAUAGUCACAGCAGCUUGUGUGCAAGCUCGCGAACUUGUCGCUAGCAAAGAUUUCCAAAUGGAUGAACUUCAGACCGAGGAAGCUGUCAAAGAUGUUGCGGGGGAACCUCAAGCUCAGGCGGAACCUCGAGCAGAGACCCAAGAUCAAGAAGCACCUCAAGCUCAAGCAGAAGCAGAGCCUCAAGCUCAAGCAGAAGCAGAGCCUCAAGCUCAAGCAGAAGCAGAGCCUCAAGCUGAAGCUCCAGCAGCUGCUUACAAGGCCGAAGCUGUCUUAUGUCUGAUUAUGGCCAUGCACUCUAGAGAGUGCCGAUCACCGCUCUGCCAUACUCUCGACAUCGAUCGAGCUGUCGUUCUCCUCAACGCAUAUUUCUGCCUCGGUUGUGCUCGUCAUGCCGCCGCCCGGCUGGUCGCAUGGUGGUGGAGGGACAUCAGGGAGAACCAACGUGACAAAAUUCCGGAGACCAUCCUCAACUUGCCUGACUGCCCGCACGGUGAGAAGUGUACAAACCAGUGGGACGACGACGCUCACGCUCGAGCUUUCAAUCACUUCUGCAAGGAGAAGACUCUGGACCAGCCCCAAGACGCCAACGUUCCUGCCGCCGGGGAGCCUGAACAGGCUUAGCAGCUUCGCCAAAGUGCUUCAGGAGGAUCACCGUCUCCAGCAAGGCAGUCGAAUGGGGGUUUCGCUGUGCUGGCGAUAUAACAGAUGAGGCCCUUCCCCGAGAUAGCAGCGUCCCUUUUCAGUCUACCGCGAGUUUCCGUGAACCCCGCACGUCAUGU
This is a messenger RNA of Microstroma glucosiphilum, 1870 nucleotides long. RefSeq lists its product as hypothetical. Bases 168 to 1712 code for a protein of 514 amino acids. Gene Ontology annotation, molecular function: metal ion binding; ubiquitin-protein transferase activity. Gene Ontology annotation, cellular component: nucleus. The record is from RefSeq and is a predicted model, not a curated record. NCBI's taxonomy places the organism in Eukaryota, Fungi, Basidiomycota, Exobasidiomycetes, Microstromatales, Microstromataceae. The transcript has 11 exons. Gene Ontology annotation, biological process: ubiquitin-dependent protein catabolic process; protein ubiquitination; mitotic cell cycle checkpoint signaling.